Microstroma glucosiphilum is the source of this 685-nucleotide messenger RNA. RefSeq lists its product as hypothetical. Lineage: Eukaryota; Fungi; Basidiomycota; Exobasidiomycetes; Microstromatales; Microstromataceae. The coding region runs from base 129 to 599 and encodes 156 amino acids. The transcript has a single exon. The record is from RefSeq and is a predicted model, not a curated record.
GCCCCGGUACGUACUGCUCCAGUCUCCUGCCCCAAGUCGGGUCAUUACCAUCGACAUCGUCAACGCCAGCAUCAUCAAUACCGUCACACCUCCUCUCAUAUCAUCACACCGGCACGCACGCACAAGCAAUGCAUUUCUCCCUCCCCUUGCCCUUCCACAUUCGUAUCCACAAUCAUGCUCACUCUUUCCUUUUUUUCGUCCCUUGUUGCCUCAACUCGUUGCGCAUAUUCAUCAUCCAUACCAGAGCACACAUUGCGAUUGCAGGUCAAUCCGCGCACACGACGAAUCCAUCCGCUUCACACCAUAGAGCACACGUACGCUUCUCUGUCUCUCUGUCUGCCGUUGUUCACUCAUUUCUUUGCGCAAAGAAGAAGCACACAUGUGCGCUCCCCCACUCCACGAGCUUGUUUGCUCGCUGUUCAGUGCUCAGUUCAUGCCCACCUCAUCCUAAUGUCAUUCGUCUCGUUCUUCUCCCUCCGCUGGGUCCGGCUUCGGACUCAGCUUCGGCAUCGGCUCCGACUCAGGCUCAUACGUCCGCCCUUUCUCGUGCCUCUCUCUGCCUGGGACGUCUCAGUGCGCAGAAGAAUGAACGAUUGUGACUGAGAGCAUGGAUAUUGCAGCGGUGGAGGAGUACCAGAGGCGGACUUGCUCCAUGGAUCCCCGUCAAGUUGUGUAUACUGGCUUC